UUGAAACUUGUAGUAACUAUGAAAAUUUAAGAUUUCAGUGAUUGCAACGGAUAAGGUCUACCAAAUGAAAGGUUCAAAACACGUCACAGCCUCACAGGUCCACAAAAAAUUCCAACCCCACUUUCCUCUGCUUCUUGCUAUCUCUGUGGAAAGAAGAAGAUGAUUGCCCUAAAAGCCAUUAACGCCUUCUUCACGCCUACAAAGCAAGCCCUUUUCCACACUGGAAGACCAACCAACCUAAAGAAUUCAAUCCUCUGCCUUUGCAAGUCCAAUGAUGCUGAUUCUGAGAGCUCCCCCUCCCCACCUGAAGGUGAUACUCGAAAGCAAGAGCUACUUGCCAGAAUAGCUAUGCUUCAAGCACAAAAAGUUCGUCUCACUGAUUACUUGGAUGAGAGAUCUGCUUAUCUAACUCAAUUUGCUGAAGAAGCCAAUGCUGAAUUCGAUAAAAUUGGAGAAGAUGCUAUCAAAGGACUCGACGAAGCUAGUUCCAGGAUAAUGGAGAAUAUAGAAAGCCAGAUGCAAGCUUUCGAAGAAUCUGCAGAAUUAAACAGAAUGGAAAUUGAGGAGAAUGAUAAUAAGUUAGCAGAUUUUGAAGGUCAAAUUGUGAAAGACAGGAAUGAAGGAAUGUUCUUUAAGAACCUAGGCCAGAAAGCGCCUGUUGAUAAAGCCAAAGCUAAGGUGGAAACACAGGCGAUUAAAGAUGUUACCAAAGCAAAAGCUGGGUCCAAAGCCAGAAAGAACAUAUACCUUGCUCUAAUGGCGGUGCUAGUCAUCGCUAUUGCUGAUUCUUUCAUUUCUUCUUCCCCUGAUUGGCGGAAAGUUGCGGUUCUUGGAGCAAUUUUAGUGGGUUUGAUUACUCAGUUCAGCUACGAGGAGAAAUUGUCAUCAGAGCUAGAAAUUAUAGAGAAAGAAGACAAGGAAAAGAAGUAAAGUUCUUUCCCCUCUACUCUAAUGAAGUUACUCUGUAAAAUAUUUAGCCAUAACCCUUUGCAAUGAAUAUAGCAUGAUACAAUAGCCCAAGUGAAAAAUUACAACUUGUAUUUGUUACAUCAAGCUAUUUUCUUUUCCAUCA
This is a messenger RNA of Hevea brasiliensis (rubber tree), 1072 nucleotides long. RefSeq lists its product as uncharacterized. The transcript is spliced from 2 exons. Gene Ontology annotation, cellular component: chloroplast. The record is from RefSeq and is a predicted model, not a curated record. NCBI's taxonomy places the organism in Eukaryota, Viridiplantae, Streptophyta, Magnoliopsida, Malpighiales, Euphorbiaceae. The coding region runs from base 160 to 930 and encodes 256 amino acids.